AUGUCCCCGCGAGCGGAGGCGCUGCUGGCCGAGCGCGGCCCCGGCAGGCGCUACCGGGCCGGCCUCUGCUCGCUGGCCGCCCUGGCGCUCGUGCUGCUGGCCGCCCUCACCUACCUGCCGCCGCUGCUGGUGGCCUACCGGAGCCAGGGUUUCUGGCUGAGGCGGAGCAGCUACGCGGAGCAGCCGUCCGUCCGCUUCCUGCACGAGGUGCUGCUGGUGGGCCUGACCCAAGGCGGCGGCGGCGGCGCGCUGGGCUGGAGCUCCUUCCCGGCCUUCAACCGCCUGCUGGGCCCCCGCCUCCGCGUCCCGCUCGUCUCGGCUAGAGAGGAAGACACCAAUCAAGAUGGCUUGAUGGACCUCCUACAUUUUCGCCUGGAGCUUCCCCUGAAGUCCACAGAGCAAAUAAUUGGGGUACAGCUCCUUCUGACCUUUACUUACCAAUUAUAUAGAAUGUCCACAUUUGUGAUGCAGAGCAUGGCUUUUCUCCAGUCAUUCUCCCCUGUGCCAGGGUCACGAGUCAUCGUGAACGCAGACCUGAAGCUCCGUCAGAGGCAACCGCUUGGCCAUUGUGGGCUGGACAGCAGAUACAACGUAUCUGUGAUCAAUAGCUCAAGCCCUUUUGCCCAGGACUAUGAUCUUGAGAACAUACUGGCAGCGUAUCAGGAGAGAAAUGUCACAACAGUUUUGUCUGCUGAUUCCAGCCCCAUCUGGGCUGUGUCAAGAGCCCCCAGUGACCCUUUUGUGAUCCAGGCCACUAUCCAUUACCCAGAGGAACUGAUUGUAUAUCCUUUGGGCUUCUGGGAAAUGAUCAAGUUUGCUUGGAUCCAGUAUGUUUGCAUUCUACUGAUUUUUCUCUGGAUUUGUGAACGAAUUAAAAUCUUCCUUUUCCAGAAUCGGGUGCUAGACACUGUUCCGGUGGUACCAGUUUAUUCUGUCUUGUCCCACAAAGAACACCAGUCCUGA
This is a messenger RNA of Euleptes europaea (tarantolino), 963 nucleotides long. It is a transcript of the gene TMEM231, whose product is annotated as transmembrane protein 231. Gene Ontology annotation, cellular component: ciliary transition zone; ciliary membrane. NCBI's taxonomy places the organism in Eukaryota, Metazoa, Chordata, Lepidosauria, Squamata, Sphaerodactylidae. The coding region runs from base 1 to 963 and encodes 320 amino acids. Gene Ontology annotation, biological process: regulation of protein localization; cilium assembly. The transcript has 7 exons. The record is from RefSeq and is a predicted model, not a curated record.